UUGAAGCGGAGUGAUCCAUCUCGCUGCUCUCGUCACUCUCUCACUGUCUCGGUGCUGCUGUUUGUGUAACGCUACAGAGACCCGAAUAAAGCCGAAAUAAACACGAACAUCUGCGGCUCCAUAGUCCCGUGUCCGCCACUAAAGCACUGACCGGCUCUCAGGAGUCGCUAAGCGCCCGUUCGUGUCGUGUUUCGCUCCAAUGGCUUGACAGAGCGGAUAUUCGCCUCGCCGUGCCUUGUAGUUGACAGAGGCCUGACAGCUCCAGCGGCUGCUGCUCCAGCUCCAGCAUGGCUCCGGGACUAUGGGCCGUGGCGGCCGCCGCGCUGCUGCUGCUGCUGGCGGGCCCCGGCGGCGCCUCGCAGGGCGAUAAGGAGCCGGUUUACCGGGACUGCGUGAAGCAGUGCAGCCGAACCAACUGCACUGGAGCCCGGCUGAGAGGCUUCCAGUCCGCGCAGCCUCCGUACAUGGCGCUCACAGGCUGGACGUGUCGCGAUGACUGCCGGUACCAGUGCAUGUGGACCACAGUGGGCCUGUACCAGGCCGAAGGCUACAGAGUACCUCAGUUCCACGGGAAGUGGCCGUUUGCGCGGUUCCUGUGUUUUGAGGAGCCGGCGUCGGCCUUGGCGUCUCUGCUGAACGGCCUGGCCUGCCUGCUCAUGCUGCUCCGCUACCGCAGCGCCGUCCCCCGCCAGAGCCCCAUGUACCACACCAUCACCGCCUUCUCACUGGUGUCCCUGAAUGCCUGGUUUUGGUCUACAGUGUUCCACACUAGAGACACGUAUCUGACUGAGAAGAUGGACUAUUUCUGUGCAUCAGCGGUCAUCCUCUACUCCAUCUACCUGUGCUGCGUCAGGACGCUGGGUUUGCGGCGGCCGGGAGUUUCCAGCAUGGUGGGAGUUCUGCUCAUCCUGGCUUUCACCUCCCACGUCUCCUAUCUCACCUUCGUCAGCUUCGACUACGGAUACAACAUGGCGGCCAACGCCACUAUAGGCAUGAUAAACCUGCUGUGGUGGCUGGGCUGGUGCUGGCAGAACCGGAGGACACUGCCCUACUGGUGGAAGUGUGGAGUGGUGGUGGUGCUGCUGCACGGCCUGGCCCUGCUGGAGCUCCUCGAUUUCCCGCCACUCUUCUGGGUGCUGGACGCCCAUGCCGUCUGGCACCUCAGCACUGUACCCGUCCACUUCCUCUUCUACAGUUUCCUGAUAGACGACAGCCUCCACCUCCUCAACACAGAGAAGAUCGGAGUCAAGCUGGAAUAGGAGGAGCCGGUCUCAGAGCCCCGCCCCCUCCUCUCAUCUCCCUCCAAUCAGGGCAAGCGGGAGCCGGAGUGGGAUGGGUCUCAGUCUCUGUGGUCGCCUGCAUGACUCCCGUGGCCAACUUUGUGAAUUCCAUCUGAGUUUGUUUGUUUGUUUGUUUGUUUACAGUUCACUUUUUACUGAAUUUCUGUAUUCUGCUAUGGACGGAAGAGAAUUUCUUCUUUUAUUUGUUUUCUCCCCCAUCUGCCUCCUGUUAGGAACUUGAUUGACGUCUGCAUCUGCCAAGCUUUGCCUUGAUUCGAAGCGCGACGACGGCUCAGUUAUGUGGUCUAAUUUUAGCGUUUUAUGAUUACGUUUUGCUGGAUGUUUGAAUUCAGGAGGGGUUUUUAAGUGAAAAGUCCAGUGUAGUGUCUUUGGGGUCUGAGGCCCCCUGUGCGUUUUGGAUGUCCUCAGGUUGCAGUACCGGCAACGACCAGCAGAGGGGAGAAGAGUUCUUCUCCUGGUGAGACACAGAGUUCUACUAAAUCCAAAUGUCUGCAGACCACAAGCAAAGAUUUGAUUAUGUAGAUGUAGCUAAAAGGACCCCUGAAGCUUUUUUUGUUGAUCUGAGGGGAAACUUGAAAUCUUCUUAAGACUAAGUGUGGGAUGGAGUGUAUAUAUGUAGUGCUUGUGGCUCUUCUACUUGUGCCCUUCAUUAUAAGUUGAAAACUGGAGUGCUAACGUAGGUAAAAAGAGAUGGGAUGGCGAGAGAGUCUAAUCUGCGAUGAGCGUGAACGAGAAGUUUGCCAUUUUGCUUUGCCUGUAACUUUUUGCCUUUAAUUUUAAUUUGCUUUGCCACUUGUUGGUGGGUUUAUCUCAUUGCUGCUUUAUCUCGGAUACAUUUUACCCUUUUUUUCAUUCCAUUUGUUAUUUUAUUUUGCUGUGUAACUUUGGUUUCACAUUGCUGAUCACGAGGUGCUUUUAUUUUGCAUUUUCCUUCAGGUUAUUUGACCAUUAAGUGGUUUCAUUUGUUCACCUGGGAUGCCUUUGGAGGAGUGUAUUUGAGUGGGGGGUGGUAAAAGAGGGAUCAGUAGUGAGGUGUGGGGUGUUGGGGUGUGUGUGUGUGUGUGUGUGUGUGUGCGGAUGUGUACCUGUGUGGUUUUAGCCUUUUUUGUGUGUCAGUGUAACACUGCACUCUUACCUCUAGUUUUUUUUUGCUCUACCAUUCACAGUGACUGAGCCCUAACUAAGCUAAAUAACCCUUCCAAGCUCCGCCCACAAAUGCACUCCUUUGUAACUACUGGACAAGCGUCAGCAAACUGAUGACAAACCGUAGCUGAUGUCCGAUGUGUUCAGUGUUCUCCUUCAGUGUAAUCUGGGCGGUCAAAGGCUGUGUCCCAAUUCAGGGGCUGCAUCCUUUGAAUGAUGUGGUCUAUGAAGGUGUGUCCCCGAAGGCUGUGUUGACCCAUGGAGGCUGAACUGAAAUGAGACGAUCUGCUCUACGGCGGAUAUCCUGUUUGUGUCACAGCACCGCUGUUCUCACCCUUAACGCUGCGUCAUGUAAUGCAGCUCCUUUUAAGUUCUUUUAAAGUUCUUUAAAUUGGAGACAGAAACUUUGAUUUUAGUUUUUUUAUUUUAACUUUUUAUUAUUUUUAAUUUAUUAGAGUUGGAGAUGCUUCUGUCUGUUCCUUGCUCCCUAAAACAAAACGAAAUGUUUGACCACACUGGCUUUUUUUAACAUAUCUAUUGUUAGCAAUUCGACUCAGUUUAAACCCAGUACUUACAUUUAAAGUGACUCCCGCCGCCAUGUUCUCGAAUCCUCGCCGCCACACAGUGAACCUCGGUAUAUGUUGGCUGGUCCACCCGUUGGACCCUUCGUUGCCAUGGGAAAGAAGGACACGUUUCUCGGCCGCAUGUGAAGGAGCCUUCGAAAUGGGACAGCCUAGUCGCACUGCUGUGACGCAAUCGGCCUUCAAAUGCAGCCUCCGAAGGACGCAGCCCCUGAAUUGGGACGCAGCUAUAAUCUUGGGGACACAAGCAGUAUCCUCACCAGUCACAAGGUCGGUGUUGGUUGUCGGGCCCACACAGCUUUAACAAAACCUCAUUCCCUUACAGUCUCUGUGCCUGAGUCAAAGAAACACUUACCAUGCGAAAGCUAACCUAGCACGCAUAACUGUACUGCUGCCCACUCGUCCGUUCAUUCAUUCAGCCGGCCACACCAGCGUUCCCUGGAUGCACAUCCAGCAGUGAAGUGAAUAAGAACCUACUUUAAGACGUCGCUGGACCUACUGCACUACCUGUAGUGCCGGUUUCAAUCAUAUGUCUUCAUUCAUGCUGUUGUGUUCAGGUCUGCUUCAGUGGCAUAGCAGGUUGGGAGUGUUGGACUUUGGUCACUCACGCAGGACCACGCUCGGACACUCUCAGAUAGGUCUGAUUGGUGCUUUUAUUAUAUUUCUGUCUUGUUUUUUCCAGACUUUGCUGGAUGUUUAAAUUAACUUUUAGUUUUCCCUGAAACUUUAAAAUACCUCAGAAUUCCUGUCCUGGCCAGAACAGCACCAAUAAGAGUCCUUAGGCUAGACCCCUAACGCUAUAUUCGCCUACUACCUCUGUAACACGAUUCAAAUGUAAGAUGACAGUAGCUAAUUGAGUAGGCUACUAUGCUAACUUAGCUAGCAAUGUUAAAAAGCAGCAAAAGCGCCUGAAGUUUCUGCUUAACCUGUCUAUCAAAUGAUUAUUUUUCAUAAAAAACAUAAACGCCCGAUCUAGCCUAGAACGUUUCCAUCUCAAUAUAAACCUGUUUUGAAAUGUUAAUAUUUUUAGAAAUAUUAACACAUAUUAACACGUUCUGAGUUGACAGAUUUUGACCAAAACCGAGCCAUGCGUUACCGUUUAUCGUUAGGUUGAAAAGAUUUUUUAUAAUUUAACUUGUAAAGCUUUGUAAGUUGUGUGUCUUAACCAUAUUAGCAAAUCCGGGCCUAAGCAGGUUUCCUCUAUGAGAACAAAAGAAUGGCGGCUAUCGCUGGAUCCUCUGAAUUACGCGGCUGUUCAGUAGUCAAAACAUGAAUAAUGCUACAUACGUACUACAAACAAGCUGGCGCUCCUGCGCACUGACAUAACGGCAUAUCUACAAGUGUAGCCUAAAACUGGUAGAAGCAACAUUUGACAAAGCUUGGUGGUUAACUUGGAGUAUUUUGGUGAGGUCUUAUGUCAGUUUAGCGCAUGUGUCGGUCAAUGCUAGGUUGCAUGUAGCGUAAGUCGUAUUUCAGCUUCCUUAAUGACCUCAAAAUUCCAAAAAUUCGGCAACGUUCUGAGGAAAAAUGUUAGUACGGCAAAUCAUAUCAGCUUUGGAACGUUUCCAUUCUAUUUCAAUUCAGCCUAGAACUGCCAAAUCAACUAGCAUUUCACAGAGCUUGGUGGUUAGCCUGGGGUAUUUUGGUGAGAUGGCUAAUCUUGUGAUGUCAGUGUUGGAACGUUUUUGUUUACCACGUUAGCGGAACACCGUUCAUUUUCCUGAAAGGGAAAACUAGCUUUGGCCCAGAGCUGCUACGGGUGACGCCGACUGCAGAA
Colossoma macropomum (tambaqui) is the source of this 4802-nucleotide messenger RNA. It is a transcript of the gene pgap3, whose product is annotated as post-GPI attachment to proteins phospholipase 3. Gene Ontology annotation, cellular component: endoplasmic reticulum membrane. The transcript is spliced from 8 exons. Gene Ontology annotation, molecular function: hydrolase activity, acting on ester bonds. NCBI's taxonomy places the organism in Eukaryota, Metazoa, Chordata, Actinopteri, Characiformes, Serrasalmidae. The coding region runs from base 288 to 1259 and encodes 323 amino acids. The record is from RefSeq and is a predicted model, not a curated record. Gene Ontology annotation, biological process: GPI anchor biosynthetic process.